AAGGCGGCUCUAUUGGAUUGCUGGAGCCAAUUCUUCUAUCUUUUCUUCUCUCUCCAUUUUUUUUGCCCAAAAAAGAUUUGCGAUUGUGGAGUCAGAGGAGAAGUACGGAGAUUCAUUUCACGGUGUUCUUGUAAUGAUUGUCUACAAUUAUUGGCAAAAAUUUGGAUUUUUUAGGUAUUGGGUUUAGAGCUUCUCUGAGUCGAAUCUCUAUUAUUUUGUAAAUUGCAAAUUUCCAGAUUCUGUAAGUUAUUGAUAUGCCUGUUGGAAGUUGAGAUAUCAAUGAGAGUCCAUUGAUUUGUUUAUUUAGAACUGUAGAAUUGGUUUUUUGGAGAUAGUUGGUUAAUUGGUUACUUUUGGAGCUGGUAUUGCUGAUUUAUGGAUGGAGAUGAAUAUGCGUUCUGCUUUACCAAUGCAAACGUCUAAUGGAAAUUGUUUCAAUGAAUUGAAAGUUCCUGGAUCUUACUCUUCUGCCUUACCGAUUCUGGCCAAUCCUUUAGAAGAUUUUCCAAAAUCACCUGACCCAUUCUUUGUAUCAUCAUCAAGGGACAUGAUUGCAAGCCCUUUACAGAUGCAGGCUAACCCUGGAGCUUCUCAUAUCGGGUCUUCCAGUAGUGAUUCUCUAUUUAUAGGGGGAUUCCCUGCAGAUCUGCAAUUCCCUUCAUUCUCACCUCGUGAAAGCCUGCCUGAAAAUGAGGCAUUUAUUUCUCAGUCAGUUGGAGGUGGAGCGAAUUUUCCGUCAAAUCAUGGUACAGUGUCAGAUUUGCAAUCGACUGGGUUUAUCAACUAUCAAAAAGAUGAUGAUGACAAUUCUUGGAGUACUGGUCAUCUUCAGGAUUUACUUGAUCUUCCUGAAGGCGUUUCCAUUGUAAAUGGUCAAGUGGGAAAUAGCACAGAGGUAAUGUCGAGUGACAACCAUGUCAAGAGAAUUGGCUGGCGCGAGAUGGAUCUCUAUGCUGACUCCAUCGAGCCUAACUGGAAUGAGUUUCUGGCUGAUUCAAAUACAGUAGACCAGCAACCCAAGAUGCCCCAGUCCUCCUCUGAUAUAGUAGUGCCUCAACCACAAACUCAGCAGCAACUCUUACCAGCAAGAGAAACAUCUGCUUCUGCUAAUCCAACAUCUAGUUCACAAAAUAAGCCUCGCAUGCGCUGGACACCUGAACUUCAUGAAGCCUUUGUUGAUGCUGUGAAUCAUCUUGGCGGUAGUGAAAGAGCUACUCCAAAAGGUGUCCUCAAGCUCAUGAAUGUUGAAGGCUUAACUAUCUACCAUGUUAAAAGCCACCUGCAGAAAUAUAGGACUGCAAGGGUCAGACCAGAAUCACCAGAAAGAAAUUUAGAGAAUAGAAGUGGUUCUACAGAGCAGGUCUCAGCUGUAGACUUGAAAACGAGUGUUACAAUUACCGAGGCAUUGCGAAUGCAAAUGGAAGUUCAGAAGCAGCUCCAUGAACAGCUUGAGAUACAACGAAAACUGCAGUUGCAAAUCGAAGAACAGGGAAAGUACCUUUUACAAAUGCUUGAGAAUCAGAAUAAGGCGGAGAAGGAAAAAUCAAAAUCCUCUCCUCAAGACAAACCAGAGGCUUCUGCCAGUGAAGCUGGCGGGUCGGACUCUCCUCCUUCGAAGCGUUCAAGAACAGAUGAUUCGGUGCAUUAGCAUAAGUUAUCUUCGGGCUCUUUCUUUUAGGUUAUGACAAUUGGUGAGGGGCUGUAAGCUGUGCCCAUGAUGAUAAAUCCGUCUGUUAGAAUGAAUUGUAUCUUUUCUCUCUCUCUCUUACUCAAAUAUAGCAAGUAGAAAUGGUUUUCUGCUUCAGAUUUGUCUUUUUUUUUCUAGGUUCCUGAUCUGUGAGAGAAAUUGUCAGGUUGGAUGUAAACUGAUAAAUGAUGAUUAAUGAAGUAUAAUUUAGAUCAAAUUACUGUA
Molecule: messenger RNA, 1912 nt
Organism: Spinacia oleracea (spinach)
Lineage: Eukaryota; Viridiplantae; Streptophyta; Magnoliopsida; Caryophyllales; Amaranthaceae
Product: myb family transcription factor PHL13
Exons: 8
Coding region: 380-1648 (422 amino acids)
Molecular function (GO): DNA binding; DNA-binding transcription factor activity
Source: RefSeq, a predicted model, not a curated record